AUGCGUCCCUCCACCUACAUCCCGCUCCUCGCCGGCGCUGCCAUGGCGCAAGAGUCCGCGACGAUCCUCAACUUCUUCCAAUUCGACAGCACCCUCACUGUGCUCGGUUCAGAUGCGAGCGCAACAACCUACGAGAACAGCUUACCGAUCACAGACGACCCCUCCAAGACUCCCUCACCUACACCCGCGCCUCGCAUGCGCCGCCAGGACGAUGAUUCCAACGAGGACUACUCCUUCUGCGAGCCGUAUACCAUCUUACAAGGCCCCGAGACGUACGAGAUGCACCUCACGGACCCGACUCCAGGCGCGUGGACAAUGGACAUGGCUUGCAGCUGGCAGGGCGCAAUGUCAACGGCAGACUUGACAUGCGACGUCACCCAGAGCGGAUACGUCCCGGACCAGGCCGACCAGGUCGCGUCCACGAGCGUCUUGUCGCAGAGCGAGAUACAGGAGAUGGAGGCGUACCAGGUGGUUGCAUUAGUCACCGCAACUGGUGCGUCUUCCCCAGGAUCAGCCUCAGCGACUGGAGGACCAUCAUCUACUGGCUCGGCAUCAGGAACAGGAGCGACAUCGCCUUCGAGGUCUCAAUCCGGUGCCGCUUCAACACCGAGCACCGGUUUGGCACCUGCUGGAUCUCUUCCGACUGCGAUGGCGAUGAUGGGUGCUGUGGGCAUUUUCGCGGCAGCCGUAGCUCUGUGA
Alternaria infectoria is the source of this 699-nucleotide messenger RNA. RefSeq lists its product as uncharacterized. The transcript has 2 exons. The record is from RefSeq and is a predicted model, not a curated record. The coding region runs from base 1 to 699 and encodes 232 amino acids. NCBI's taxonomy places the organism in Eukaryota, Fungi, Ascomycota, Dothideomycetes, Pleosporales, Pleosporaceae.